Molecule: messenger RNA, 2204 nt
Organism: Aegilops tauschii subsp. strangulata
Lineage: Eukaryota; Viridiplantae; Streptophyta; Magnoliopsida; Poales; Poaceae
Product: cationic amino acid transporter 9, chloroplastic
Biological process (GO): transmembrane transport; amino acid transport
Cellular component (GO): membrane
Molecular function (GO): amino acid transmembrane transporter activity
Source: RefSeq, a predicted model, not a curated record
GGGCCACGCCUAUCCAUGACGCAAGGGCCGACGUCACUCCUCCCUGUCUGGGCGCGGACGACUGCGCGAAGGCCCAGUAGUCGACGCCAGUCGCUCCACGCCACCACCGCAGAGGCCAUGGAUGGAGAAGAAGCGCACCACAGGCCCUCCUCCUCCUCCUCGUCCGGCCGCCCCUUCCUCUCCGGUCUCUGCGCCGCCGCGCUCCGCCGCAAGCCCAUCUCCGCGCGCGCCUCUGCCGCCGCCUCCGGCGAGGGCCUCGUCCGGCAGCUCGGCGUCCUCGAGCUCGUGCUCCUCGGGAUCGGCGCGUCCAUCGGCGCCGGCAUCUUCGUCAUCACCGGAACCGUCGCCCGCGACGCCGGCCCAGGUGUUACAAUCAGUUUUGCUCUCGCUGGGGCUGCGUGUGUGCUCAAUGCAUUGUGCUAUGCUGAGCUGGCAUCUCGUUUUCCUGCCGUGGUCGGCGGAGCAUACUUGUACACAUAUGCAGCGUUUAAUGAACUCACGGCCUUCUUGGUUUUCACUCAGUUGAUGCUUGAUUACCAUAUUGGGGCAGCAAGCAUUGCUCGUAGCUUAGCAAGCUAUUUUAUCCAAUUCUUGGAGCUGAUUCCGUCUGUGAAAGGCAAUGUUCCGAGUUGGAUUGGGCAUGGAGAAGAGUUUUUUGGUGGUGUUGUUUCAGUUAACAUAUUGGCUCCAAUCCUUCUUCUCAUCCUGACUGUGAUCCUAUGCCGCGGUGUCAAAGAAUCAUCUGCAGUGAAUACCUUUAUGACUACAUUGAAGAUAAUCAUCGUCAUAGUCGUUGUAUUUGCUGGUGUGUUUGAGGUGGAUGUGUCAAACUGGUCACCAUUUAUGCCGAAUGGUUUCAAAGCUGUUGUAACCGGAUCUACAGUAGUCUUCUUUGCAUAUGUUGGAUUUGAUGCAGUUGCUAAUUCUGCCGAGGAAGCUAAAAACCCACAGCGGGACUUGCCUAUUGGCAUCCUAGGAAGCCUUCUGGCAUGUGUCAUCCUAUAUGUUGCUGUAUGCUUGGUGAUUACUGGAAUGUUGCCAUAUACAUUACUGGGUGAAGAUGCGCCCUUGGCUGAGGCUUUUUCUGCAAAGGGGCUGAAAUUUGUAACUGUUUUGAUCAGCAUUGGAGCUGUUGCUGGUCUUACUACAACACUUCUUGUUGGUCUGUAUGUUCAGUCACGUUUGUAUCUUGGACUUGGAAGGGACGGCCUACUACCUUCAAUAUUUUCUAAAGUUCAUCCAACACUGCAUACUCCUCUGCACUCUCAGAUCUGGGUUGGUUGUGUUGCGGCAGUCUUAGCUGGCCUCUUUAAUGUGCAUGCACUCUCUCAUAUUCUCUCAGUUGGCACACUGACAGGCUACUCGGUUGUAUCAGCUUGUGUGAUCACACUUCGAUGGAGCGACAAAGCAACUAAUUCUCGCUCCCUUGGAAAAAUUUCAAUCUGGCAGGAGGGUGUUUUUUGUCUUGUCAUAGUGGCUCUCUGUGGUUUCAUAGCAGGAAUAUCCUACCGAUUUAGCUAUUCUAUUGCCUUCAUCAUCAUAGCUUUUCUGAUAGCUACCGUCGGCAGUUUUUCUCUGCUGUAUCGACAGGUGUAUGUUCCUGUGGACCCGCCUCGCUUUUCUUGUCCUGGAGUUCCUAUGGUUCCGAUUGUCUCUGUUUUCUUCAAUAUGUUUUUGUUUGCUCAGCUACAUGAAGAAGCUUGGUAUAGAUUUGUCAUCCUUAGUCUCAUCGCGGUGGGAGUAUAUGCUGGAUAUGGUCAGUACAACGCUGUUCCAUCUACUUCGGACCACUCGUCUGUUGCAUACCAUGGAGUGCCUUCGGAAGCCCCAUGAUCUAUUGCAAGCCUCCAAGUUUAUCUGAAAAUCCAUGUACCAUUGGAUCGUCAGGGGAGGCCAUGGCUGUAACCCUUUACCUGUAUUGCUGGAAGCCGUAUGUGUAGUACGUUCUCCAUAGUUCCAUCUGUACAUCUGUAUGAUAUUUUGGAGGUCAGCCACCAUAUCAUUUACCAAUGAAAUGACAGCGAAAGUUUUGUUGAGCAGGACACACACACACACACACACACACACACACACACCAAAGAUUCACUUGGAAAGGCUUUGAAAGUCAGGAUUGAAAGUUUUAUGUACUUGAAGUAUUACAGUUCAUAACUUCAUAUAUGUACUUAAUUCAUCUGAGAAAUUUAAAGUUUAUAAGUUGUUGCUUU